GGCACAGCAACGAAAAAUUAAAGAAAAAGUCCUUAACCUACGCACCAUCACCUCUCCCAACCCUAUAAACUGCGCAUCCUCGCCACCAUAUUCUUCACGACGACUUUGUCUCACACUGAUCCUUCUGGUACGAAACCGCACCGAACUUUCUCGGAACUUUCUCUCCUGUCUCUAAAUUCUUAGUGCUUGGUUGGCUUCGGAAUGCGGUUGCCUCGAUUGCUACAGAAUUAGGGUUUUCAGGUUCAGGAAAUUAGGGUUUUUUUUGUUCAUAUGAUUUGAUGCCGAUGAUGAUGGCGGACAAUAAUUGGGAUUUUUCGUUCAACGAAUUUUCGGCCGAUGACGAGGAGUUAUCGAUCGAUCUGGAGUCGUUUUACUCCAUUCUUGGCGAGGAUCCAGAUCCCAUGCAGAGUAGUCCAGAGGAUUUUCCAUUUAAAAAUGUGUCUCAAGAUGAGUCUGCUCCUGAUUUUGGCCACCAUGAUAACUCCCAGCCACAUGGAUUCCAGGAGUUAGGCAGGGCAUCAUCUUUGGGGGAUGAGUUUCUGAGAUAUUCAUUCAACUCAGAGGCUUCACAUUCUAUAACAAGGGGAUCGGAUGGUUUGUUUGAGUCUGCGGGGAAUUCUAUUAUUGAGUGUGCAAAGCUGCCCUCAGCACAUGCUGGCUCUCCUGUGCGUAGUGGUUCUGGGAGUCUCAAUGAUUGGAUAUCACAUGUUUCAGGACAGGAAACUUGCUGCAAGGAGAGGAGUGGAGUUUCUCAAGAUGCUCUGUCAUACAACAGAGUUGAUAGUAAGGAAAUCCAAUAUGAAAUACCUAAUUGUAGUACUGCAUUUAGUUUUGCUGCAGGAAAUUCUAACUAUGCUUCAGAUUAUACCAAUGGUUUGGAUCUUAAUCACCUUAAUGGUGAUACUGAAGCUCAGUUCAAGCACAUGGGAGUGGAAAUUCAUUCUGAAUAUGCUUCAAACAGCAUGGUCACAGAGAACUCAGAUAUAGGUUUGGGAAGUUAUGAACCUGCAAUUGAAAAGAGUACAGGGGACCUAGUUACAGGAGGAAAAUAUUCAUGUACAUCUAUGACAAUAUCUCUCAGAGAUGCAGAUAUAUCUUCACACGAUGUCAAUCAUACUGAGUCCAGCAUCUGUCAAAUUCCUGAUGUUGUAUAUGAAAAUAGUGAGGAUUAUUCAGCUGUGCAGUAUUGUCUCAGUGCAGAUGGUUCACUUUUUUCUGAUCCUUCAAGUCAAUAUAUGCCUGAUUGUUUUGAUCUUCAAUUUAUGCCAAGCAGUGAAGAAAUGCUGAUCAACAUGAAGGAUGAAAACGAGGAGCUUUCAGCUGAGAAUACAUGCUUAAACAGUAAGAUGAAUUUAUCUCAGGAUGCAAGAGCAAGUAGUUUUGUCCAAAAAGGGCUGAAUAAUUACUCUGAUGUAAAGGGACUUAAUUUCAAUCAUGAAGGUAGUAAUUAUGUUUCGCCCACCAGUGGAAAUUCUUCUUCUAAUGCUGGUUAUGGAUCUAAUGAUGAUAUUAGAUCAAUACAGCUAUCAACUUGCAGCCAGUCAUACAUGUCAAACAAAAGGCGAGCGAUUUGCAUAAAGGAUGAGAGAAAAGAUGAACUUGUUGCACCUGGAAUAUGCCAACCCAAUGAAGUUGUUGAUGAAGCUGUCAAUGACAAAUUUUCUCUUGGUGUUGAUGCUAGAGUCUUUGCUGACAAAAACUCGAGGCAGAUGCUGAGUUGUUUCCCACCUUUUAUAUCAAGUAAGAAAAAUUUAUUUGAUGCUAAGGAUGAAAAUGAGGAUUUAUAUCUGGCAUCAAAAAGACCACGUCAUUGUCAAGUUAUUGGUGAUGAACUUUCUGGUAGAAGCCAAUCUGGGGGUGGUCCUUUGGAUACUGUGUCUGAGCAAUUGAUUCCAUCUGUUAAACAAUCCACAGUGAGCAAUAAACAGUUGGAUUACAUAAAGGAUGAAAAAGAGGGUAAACUGAUUCAACCUAAGAGCAUGGGGUCCUAUCUUUCAAAAGUAAGCCCUGAAUCAAUUCAGAGUAAUUCCUUAGAUCACAGAUCCCACAUUGAUGAUGACACUGAUAUAUGCAUUCUUGAAGACAUCAGUGAGCCUGUGCGCUCAAAUUCGUCUCUACUGCUUGGAAAGUCCCUUGUUAGUACACAACGUUAUAGUGAUUCCCUUCAUAACACAGGUGUGGUAGGCAUGAGGAAUAGGACAAAUGACGAAAGAUUAAUUUUCCGAGUUGCUUUGCAGGAUCUUUCUCAGCCAAAGUCAGAAGCUAGCCCACCAGAUGGUGUUUUGACGGUUCCUCUCUUGAGACACCAGCGAAUAGCUCUGUCAUGGAUGGUCCAAAAGGAGACAGCUAGCUUACAUUGCUCUGGAGGAAUUCUUGCAGAUGAUCAGGGAUUGGGGAAAACAGUGUCAACAAUUGCCCUUAUACUUAAGGAAAGGCCUACGUCUUCACGAGCAUGUCAAGAGGAUAUGAAACAAAGUGAACUGGAAACAUUAAAUCUUGAUGAAGAUGAUGAUAAGGUUCCAGAACUUGAUGGAACAAAGCAGGCUGCUGAUUCAUGUGAAGUUAUGUCACAUGGAAGUUCAAUGAAAAAAGAAAAUGCUUUUGUGCAAGGAAAGGGAAGGCCAGCUGCUGGAACCCUUGUUGUUUGUCCCACGAGUGUCCUUCGGCAAUGGGCUGAGGAGUUGCGUAGCAAGGUAACUAGCAAAGCUAAGCUAUCUGUUCUAGUGUACCAUGGAAGCAAUAGAACGAAGGAUCCUUGUGAGCUCGCGAGGUAUGAUGUUGUUCUUACAACAUAUUCCAUUGUUAGCAUGGAGGUUCCGAAGCAACCCCUUGUUGAUAAAGAUGACGAGGAGAAGGUGAAGCCAGAAGCUCAUGUAUCACCUACGGAACUUUCUUCGAAUAAGAAAAGGAAAUAUCCUCCCUCUUCAGAUAAAAAGUGUUUGAAGGACAAGAAGGCAAUGGAUGGUGCAUUGCUUGAGUCAGUUGCUCGUCCUCUUGCAAGGGUUGGGUGGUUUAGAGUUGUCCUAGAUGAGGCCCAGAGCAUCAAGAAUCACAGAACUCAAGUAGCUAGGGCCUGUUGGGGACUUCGUGCUAAACGAAGGUGGUGCUUGUCAGGGACUCCUAUCCAGAAUGCAGUUGAUGAUCUGUAUAGCUACUUCAGAUUCCUCAGAUAUGAUCCUUAUGCUGUCUAUAAGUCGUUCUGUUCUACAAUAAAGGUUCCCAUUACUAGGAAUCCAACAAAUGGUUACAGGAAGCUGCAAGCUGUCUUGAAGACAAUAAUGCUAAGGCGCACAAAAGGCACACUUCUCGAUGGGGAACCGAUUAUUACCUUGCCACCCAAAUCAGUAGAACUGAAGAAAGUGGAUUUUUCAAAGGAGGAACGAGAUUUCUACUCCAGACUAGAGGCCGAUUCACGUGCUCAGUUUGAAGUCUAUGCAGCUGCUGGGACUGUGAAACAAAAUUAUGUUAACAUUUUGUUGAUGCUAUUGCGCCUUCGACAAGCUUGUGAUCACCCUCUUCUUGUUAAGGGAUACAAUUCUAAUUCUGUGUGGAGAUCUUCUGUUGAGAUGGCAAAGAAACUUUCUCGGGAGAAACAAAUUUAUCUUCUGAAUUGUUUAGAAGGUUCUUUGGCAAUUUGUGGCAUCUGCAAUGAUCCACCUGAAGAUGCUGUUGUUUCAAUCUGUGGUCAUGUUUUCUGCAACCAAUGCAUCUGUGAACAUCUUACAAGUGAUGAAAAUCAAUGUCCCAGCACCAACUGCAAAGUUCAACUCAAUGUAUCUUCAGUGUUUUCAAAAGCCACUUUGAAAAGUUCUCUCUCUGACCUGCCUGUUCAGGAUAUUUCCCAUCAUUGCUCGGGUUCUGAACUUGUUGAAGCUCAUGAGCCUUGUCCAGAGAGUCGCUUGUAUGAUUCUUCCAAAAUUAGGGCUGCACUUGAGGUUCUGCAAUCUCUAUCUAAACCACGGGAUUGUACAUUGGGAAAUAGUUCUUUGAAAUCUUCUAAUGAAACCACCAGUGGUCUUGAAAACUUGUCUGAUUCUCAUUCAGAGGGAUUGCUCAAGGAAACUUGUGAUGAAAAAAAUGUGGUUUUGGACAAAGGUUCAAUUACAGUAGUGGGAGAGAAAGCAAUUGUCUUCUCCCAGUGGACAAGGAUGCUGGAUUUGCUUGAAUCUUGUCUUAAAAAUUCUUCCAUUCAGUACAGAAGGCUUGAUGGAACAAUGUCUGUUGUUGCCAGAGAUAAAGCAGUGAAAGAUUUCAAUACCCUGCCAGAGGUCUCUGUUAUGAUUAUGUCUUUGAAAGCCGCUAGUCUUGGACUAAACAUGGUUGCUGCUUGCCAUGUUCUUCUACUGGAUCUAUGGUGGAAUCCUACGACUGAAGAUCAGGCAAUUGAUAGGGCGCAUCGAAUUGGGCAGACCCGUCCUGUCACAGUUUUACGAUUAACUGUAAAAGAUACAGUUGAAGAUCGAAUUUUAGCCCUUCAGCAAAAGAAGAGAGAGAUGGUUGCAUCUGCAUUUGGAGAGGAUGAAACUGGUAGUCGUCAGACUCGCCUUACAGUGGAUGACUUGAAAUACCUGUUCAUGGUAUGAUUGGGAUAUUUUUUAAUGUUAAUCGGAUGGCAUUUUUGCCCACCUGGGCCCCUCUUUCCCCCAAAAUUUUUGGAAGUGGCAGCGGCCGCAGCAGCAGAAGCUCCAUAGAUGAAAAGCUUUUACUUAACAAUAGAUCCAAGAGGAGUAAGGAAAAUGGUGGCUCCUUUAACAAGAAGAUUAUGUGAAUAGUCUUUAGCAGAGACUUGACAUGAUCCAUUUUUUUGGUUUUUGUUUCUCACAUGGUCCAUUUUUUGGUUAAUGAUUUGUCUCCCAUUACAUUGUAUAGGAGUUAAAUAACCUACAGCAAGUAAAGAUGAAGAGUUCAGUGAUGGAUUCUUUUCUUCAAAUUUGUAAAUGAUAGGGAUUUUUUUUCUUUCACCCCACCUUCAUUUUUGAUCUACAACUUUGGAUUUGUUUUAGAAUACACAUUAUGUUUAUAUAUGGUAGUUUGAUUCAUAAAUUUGAUCAUA
Messenger RNA from Vitis riparia (riverbank grape), 5053 nucleotides. Its product is annotated as helicase-like transcription factor CHR28. The record is from RefSeq and is a predicted model, not a curated record. The transcript has 12 exons. Gene Ontology annotation, molecular function: ATP-dependent chromatin remodeler activity; ATP binding; metal ion binding. The coding region runs from base 279 to 4583 and encodes 1434 amino acids. NCBI's taxonomy places the organism in Eukaryota, Viridiplantae, Streptophyta, Magnoliopsida, Vitales, Vitaceae.